Messenger RNA from Dunckerocampus dactyliophorus (ringed pipefish), 4139 nucleotides. RefSeq names its product chromosome 20 C6orf136 homolog (gene c20h6orf136). Bases 253 to 1521 code for a protein of 422 amino acids. The transcript is spliced from 8 exons. NCBI's taxonomy places the organism in Eukaryota, Metazoa, Chordata, Actinopteri, Syngnathiformes, Syngnathidae. The record is from RefSeq and is a predicted model, not a curated record.
CACGCAGAAAAAAAAAUAACGAGUCGGUGAAGGCAGCAUUACGCCUUCCUGCGUGAGGCGUGUUUGGCCAAAGCAAGGACACACAAGACUGGAUGACACUUGUGUUCUUGGAGGUCCAGAAACAACCGCUGCUGUAGUCUGGAAGUGAAAGGAGCCAUCAAUUCAAAGGGGCUCAUCUGCGUGACUUUGCAGUGUCCUUGGUGAAGGCGAUGGCCAGCUACUGAGCAGGGUUGCCAUCGGCCCCUGUGGUGAAUGGCUGUGAGCAGAGGGAGCGUUGCCUUCUGGGUGGGUUUUGUCCGCAUCCACGGCAGAAGGCAGCCCAUCACGAAACAGAUCGGUGGUGUGAGUCAGCCAGCUGACUUACACUGGCUCUGUCCAUCGCGUCCUCUCAGUAGUGCAUCAUGGGCCCUGGCGCCCCCCAACAGCCUUCGAUAUCAGACCACCAAGCAGCCGGCUCUGUCUCAACCCUUUCAUCAUGCCAGCCAGCCUCACAGGGCCGCCAGCUACGAGGAUGACUGGGAGGAAUCGCUCAGCGUGUGUGUGCUGGUGCCACAGAGCGAGUCGGGUGCCAUGCACACCACUGUGGAGAUCCCAUGGUUGGCUCAGACUAAGCUAGCGGAGUUACUUACUCCAGGGACUCACAGGUCCUCGGAGUUGUCAUUCCUACUCACCACGGUGGACGGCAGCAGGGAGGAUGACAUCAGCGUGGUCAGUGGCUUCAGGAGAAGCGACCCGGACUGUUUUAGGAGCCUGUUUGAAACGGAGAGGUGCCCCGCGCCCUUCACGUACGGCUCUCGGUUUUAUUGUUUCCAUUGCCCGGGAACGGAACCGAUGGCACACAGCAGGCUGAACUCUAGGCAAGGUGUUGGACUUGAGAGCAGCAAGAUGGAGGAGUUGCAGCUGCCACAGCCUUCCUCUCUGUGUAGCGACACGGCACUAGCAGAAGGGCAGCAUCAUGAAGGAGACGGAGAAAGAGAGCAGAAACUGGCCAUGGUGUAUGAAAGACUGAAGAGAGAGCUGCCAAAUUUCCUCCACCAGACGCAUGAUUACACCAUGUACUCCAAUGAUAUGGAAUUCAUCAACGGUCUUCUCAACACUAAGACCAGAGGGCGCUUGGUGUACCAGCUCAACGUGUCCUUGUGGCGCCUCCUGUGUCUGCUGUACUUUGUGGACGUGCGGCUGGAGGUGCUCAAGCUGACCAAGCACAUGGAGGACGGGACCAUUAAGGCUCGCUGGAGGCUGAGGGGCCUUCCCUUGCACUCGCUGAUCCUACGCAUCUAUCGCAAAGAUAAAUCACACUUGUACAGGUUCUAUGAUGCGUUCUCUACGUUCUACGUGGGACACGACGGACUCAUUCACCGUCAUAAAGUUGAAAAGGUGAUGCCGGCGCAGCCUCCGCUCCUUCCCAGAGUCACGUCCCUGCUCGCCAGCGCUUUAGUCGCUCUGGAGAUGGAGGAGAACCAACCUGCUCUCAACCUGCUGCCCCUCCUCCUGUCCUCACUGAGACAGGUCCGAGAUUAAGCGCACCUGGGAGGUCCACCAGCCAACGUCAACGUUUGCAAACAGGAUAUCUCAUAGUGUUGAAAUGUUCGCUUUACACGCUUCCCGUUUCAAUUCGUGAUAACACUCACUUAGCAAAAGGCAAGAGAAAGCAGCGUUUGCAAGUGAACAAAAGCACACAUGGUCUUCAUCUCCUCACUCCAUUUCCCCGAUGAUGCUCCUCAAAGUUCCUGUGUUCCAUUGUGGACGUGUGACGCUGCUGCUCGUGGAGCUCAGCAUACAACGUUCGUGUUUCACGUGUCUCCUGACUGUAACGAGUGCAGUAAAUGAAGAAAACACACAAACCCUCCGAUGACUGACACGUCACUUGGCUUCAUACAGCAUUUCAACCCUGCUUUGCUUGUGUGUUUAGCUUUUGCUGCUCAAAGGUGUCGGCUUCAUUUUUUAAAUUCAAGCAUCCGCUUCCAUUUCCAGUAGGUCCCCGCCUUCAAGCCAAAGUUGAAAAUUGAUCACUGAUGUGCCCGAUGUGGCCACUGAUGUGGUGUCGACGUUAUCCUCUGAUUUUGGAUCAACUUUUGCAAUAGAUUAGAAAUGUUAAAUACAAUUUUUUAAAUAUAUAUACUGUUACAUAUAAAUCUAAAUACUAAUAUAUUUAAUUUAAAGUGUGAAGUCUAAAAUUAACAUUUAUAUUGAACUCAAUUUAACAUUUAAACUCAACAUAUUUACAUCUACAGUAGAAUGACUUAUUUAAUUUAUACAAUCAAAAUUGAACAUUUAGCAUUGAGAUUUUUUACAUGCAGGCUUAACAUUUACAUUUAUGUUAUCAUUUAUAAUUAAUACAUGAAACAUUUCUAUUUAACAUUUAGCAUGAGCGUUUUGAUUUAUACUGCGAUUGACUAGCAACCAGUCCAGGAGGUACCGCCCCUCUCGCCCAAAGUCAGCUGGGAUAGGCUCCAGCAUACCCCCGUGAUCCCGGUGAGGACAAGCGGCAUAGAAAAUGAAUGAAUGGAUUUAUAUUUAUAUUUAACACAUUCAGGCUUCACAUAUUUAUUUACAUUCAUAAUUCAUAUGUAUUGUUAAAAAGUGCCUCUUUCCCGUUUUUUUUUCUUUUGCAUGUUUUUCACACUUAAAAUGUUUCAAUCAUUCAGAAAAUGUAGAUAUUAGUCAACAACACAACUGAACACAAAACGCAGUUUUUAAAAGAAACUUUAAUCCAAAAUCCAAACCUACAUGUCCCUGUGUGAAAAAGUGAUUGAUAAAACAUAACUGAGAUUCACUGAGAUCCAUCAGUGUGGAAAAGGUUCUAAAGCCAUUUCUAACGCUUUGGCAAAUGGUGAAAACAUGGAACGGUGGUGAACCUUCCUAAUAGUGGCCGGCCAACCAAAAUUACCCCCAGAGCACAGUGACGACUCAUCCAAGAGGUCACGAAGGACCCCACAACAUCCAAAGAACCGCAGGCCUCACUUGCCUCAGUUAAGGUCAGUGUUCAUGACUCCACCAUAAGAAAGACACUGGACAAAACCAGCCUGCAUGGCAGAGUUCAAGACCAAAACCACUGCUGAACAAAAAAAACAUUAAGGCUCAUCUCAAUUUUGCCGGAAAACAUCUUGAUGAUCCCCAAGACCUUUGGGAAAAUACUCUGUGGUCUGACGAGACAAAAGUUUAACUUUUUGGAAGGUGUGUCCCAUUACAUCUGACACACUAACACACUUUGGCACUCACAGGAGUAAGUACACAAGUGCACCAAUUGAGACACAGCUUUUGCUCCAGGUCGCCCCCUGGAGUUGUGAAGUGUAAUUAUUCCUACAUUCCAAACAAAUACAUGCUAGCUAAGGACAUAGAUGACGUUCAUUCCUACAUCCUAAACUCUCAACGGAUAUCCUUAUUACUUUACUUUACAGUAUUUACUGUACACCUUAUUCCCUCAGCUAAUGAAAUAAACUGUCAUAUCUGAAGAACACGCUACCAUAAAGCUAAAAUGAGGGAUUUCAUGCUAUACUUUUACAUGUCCUCACCACUUCAGAAAUCCUAGGUUCCCAAAGUGGGGGUGCACCAAUCGUAAUAGGGCAACAUGUGGUGUUUUGGUGUUACUUCUUGAAUCCAAUAGUGUUUCUCAUUCUCUCUUCUUUGACCCCAUGGUGGUUAUGUAGCGCUCCAUAAAAAACACACGGCUAGUGAGUCAGCAACGUGUGGGGUGUUUUGUUCCGGCACUUCCAUUUCGCGGAACGGUACAGUACAGGACAAACUGACUUGUUGGGCAAAAACCGAGGCAAAAUUUGAGUGGAAAAUUUGCAACAAAAACUGAAUCAUGGGAAAAGGAGGGUGUACAUAAACCAAGGUUUGAUGGUCCAGUGUUUGGAAAUUAGCAGAAUACUCACUGAGUCAGUGAGAGUUACUCAUAAAGACAGCAAAUGAAUGUUUUUGCACUUGACCGUCCAUGAAUGGUGUGAAAGAAGCAGCACUGAACGCACCUUUUGGACUUGGAUUUAGCUCCCAGGAUUCCAGGCUCGACGCGUUGGGCUGGUCUGGAUCUUCUUGCUCGUGCACUUUGAUGUCAAGAAGUUGCGUGUCACACUCGUCCAACUGAAAGAAGCAGCAAUCAAUGUCCUGGAAGGCAACACGCCCUCCAUUCCCACCCA